This is a messenger RNA of Cornus florida, 921 nucleotides long. RefSeq names its product vegetative cell wall protein gp1-like. The record is from RefSeq and is a predicted model, not a curated record. The transcript has 2 exons. Bases 1 to 921 code for a protein of 306 amino acids. NCBI's taxonomy places the organism in Eukaryota, Viridiplantae, Streptophyta, Magnoliopsida, Cornales, Cornaceae.
AUGGCAAAUCAGCUACCACCAGCUCGUCCAUGGUUCCGGUUUUCUUCUACGAAUCGCCCUUCAGCCCCAGCACCAGCACCAGCACCAACCAUUUUGGCGCCUCAGGCUCAACCACCUGCUUGCCAGCCAAGGCCACCAUUUGUCCGACCCACAUUUAGGCCCCCAGUAGCCCGACCUCCAGCACCACCUGUUGCUGCACCACCUCCUGCCACCACUUAUGUGUCAUCGUCAUCUCCAACCAUCAAAGUUUCCCCUUCUUCAUCUUCUCUGCCAACUUCUCCAGCACCAAAACCAUCACCAAAAUCCACAGUUCCUCAAGUUGCAUCCUCUUCUUCACUGUCACCAUCUCCUAAAAAACAAGUACUUUCAGCUUCUUCAUCUUCAUUGCCCACUUCUCCAGCCCCCAAAGUAAUGUCACCACCGGCACCACCUUCUUAUAUCUCUGCCACCGCUGCCUCCACCACCACUGUCAAUGCUCGUGCCGCCACCCCACCAUCCUCUCCAAAAUCUGCCCGUUUCUACUCCACCAGCUCCUCUGUUCCUUCCUCCUGCCCAAAUAAAGUUUGUUGGACGUAUUCAGAUUCCGAAAAUUUUGGGGUGAGAGUUAUAACAAUUGCAGGUGAAAACAGAGGUGCUAUUAUGGAAUUGAGCCCUUCCCUCCGCAACAAAGGCAAUCCCACAGCUCUGAACAACAACGGUGAGAAAUUGGAAAGAGAGAGUAAUGAAGAAGGGAGGUCAAAGAUGAAGGACAAAACUCACAAAAUGGUGUGGCCAUUGAAGACUACAUUCAUGAACAGCAACGUCCAGGGUGCGAGCAAUUCGAUUCUCUUGGACUGUUCUUUCACUCACCACGGUCCUGGUGUCCACCACUCUCUCUCUGGUAAGGCCAACGGUGGCCGUGGAGCUCAGCUAAACGACUAA